ACCUUUAUGUUCAGUAUACUUGAUGCUGCCGGUGAUUCAAGUUGUUGCUGACAGUAUGUUUAAUUCAGGGAGAACAGGACGUAACCGUCGCUAUCCGGAUUUUUUAAGUCUACGCCAGAAUCAGUGUUGGGCCGCUGUUUCAAUCGUAGUUAUUGUCGUUUUAGCUUCUUUAGGUUUCGCUCAUCUAAUUGCCAAUGGCAUGAAAAACAAAACAAGUUAUUCUGGGGAUGUGUUGCUACGCGUUUUCCCGAAAUCUGAAAGUGAUAAGAAGUACCUACAGAACUUUGAUAGCCUCAACAUCGAUGCGCAGGUUUGGGGUUUACCAACCAACACGGAUAUUCCAGUGUACAUCUUCGCGAAGGCCGGUUCCAUGCAUCGACUAACGAAGACUCUUCACGGAAAUAAAUUGAAAUUCAAUAUCAUUAUUCAGAAUAUGCAAACGUUGAUAGACCAAGAAGAACGCUCUAUAGCCGAGCGGCGCAACAAGCAAACAACGGAAAUCUUUGAUUUUGAAAAUUACCAUCCGUACGAAGAGAUUGUUACAUGGCUCGAAACGCUAGCUAACACAAGCAGUUUGAUCAGUCUGAGCUCUAUGGGUAAAUCCUAUGAGGGAAAUGAUCUCUUACUGGUCUCAAUCAGCGCCAACAAGUCCAGAAGUAAAGAAGGCGAGGAUUUAAAUCAACAUCAAACAAUGGAGCAAGAACACGAAUCGAAAACUUAUCAGAAAUCAAACUUCCUUCAAAAACGCAGCAUCAGACCAAUAUCGAUGGGUAAAUCACAAUCAAAAGCUGUAAUUUAUAUCAACUGUGGAAUGCAUGCAAGAGAAUGGAUCUCUAUCUCUUCUUGCCUUUGGAUGAUUAAUGAGCUUGUUACUAGUAAAACAGGAUCAGUAACGUCACUCCUCUUGGACACAUAUGAUUUUUGGUUUGUUCCUGUAGCAAAUCCCGAUGGCUACAUUUAUUCGUGGACUACGGAUCGGCUGUGGCGCAAAAACCGCUCUCCUGGUAAUCCGUGUAGCGGCGUAGAUUUAAACAGAAAUUUUGAUGUCGGAUUCAAUGCUACAUCUAGAAAUCCCUGUUCAAUCAGUUACGGAGGAGUAGAACCAGAAUCGGAAGAAGAAACCAAAGCCCUGACCAAACUGCUGUAUUUAAACAGCAACCGAAUUAAAGCAACACUUUUCAUCCAUUCGUUUUCACAGCUAUGGCUUUCACCAUACAGUGUCAACAACACCUAUCCGAAGGAAUAUCCCGAGAUGAGGAGGGUAAUGUCAAAGGCUGUCAAUGCGGUAAAAUCUUUCUUUGGAACCGAUUUCAAUUUUGGAAGUAUCGCCAAUGUUUUGUAUUCGGCUCCCGGAUCAGCAGUUGAUUACUGCUAUGAGACGUUUGGGAUUGUGAAUUCUUUCGUGGUGCAACUACGAGACAGAGGGACGAACGGUUUCAUGUUACCACUCGACGAAAUUAAACCAACUGCGAUCGAGACAUGGGGCGGACUGAGUGCUAUGGCAUUGGCAAUUCAUGAAAAGAUUCCACAGACUAAUACCGAUAGUCGCGCUUGAGAAUUAAACUGGCCUACUACACUACUAUACAUCAUCUGAUGUCUCACCCGUAUGGGAGCAAAGGAUAUAAUGCAAAAGCACAAGUUUUACAUUUUGGGUAAAUUUCAAAUUCAGUACAGAAAAUAUCCGAAAACUUCUACAAUCGUGAAUUCACCGAACAAAGAAUUUUCCGGAUUUUUUUCAAUUUUAGUUUAUUUUGGCUUUUCAUGUAACGUUCGUGAUCCUAAAUUUCAUGGAGAUAGUGAUAAUUUGUUGCUGAAUUGACGUCAUUCCAAUAUGAAGCUUUUAUUCAUUUC
Messenger RNA from Daphnia pulicaria, 1851 nucleotides. RefSeq names its product carboxypeptidase A2-like. NCBI's taxonomy places the organism in Eukaryota, Metazoa, Arthropoda, Branchiopoda, Diplostraca, Daphniidae. Bases 23 to 1555 code for a protein of 510 amino acids. The transcript has 10 exons. The record is from RefSeq and is a predicted model, not a curated record. Gene Ontology annotation, biological process: proteolysis. Gene Ontology annotation, molecular function: zinc ion binding; metallocarboxypeptidase activity.